AUGGUGAGCGAAGUGAUGGUUGAGUUGCAUGACUUUGUGCAUGGUGGCGGCUUGCAGGACAGUUCAUAUGUUCCUUUGAACUCGCCGUUGAGGUUGCGGUUUCAGUACAGCGUGAGUCACACCGUGGAGAAACCAAAGUGGGCUCUUACAUUUGUCGCUGAUAUCGCUGAUAAGCGCCGUGUUGUGGAGUUACUGCCCCCAAUGAAUGUAAAAAAUGAGCUGAUGCACGAGCCUUAUAAAACAUAUGAUGGCGUGCCACCGCUUUCACCAGGGGAGCGAUACGUGGCGGAGUUUCAAAUUGAAACCAUGAAUUUGACUGGUGUGGAGAGGAAAUAUCUCGAGCAUGUCGGCGCGUUGCAGUUGGUGCUUAUGUCAGACACGAAACGUGUGUCGGAGCUAACAGUUGUUGUUCAGGUGAAACGGAAUGAUUCCGGUGAGUUGAUGCGACGAGUUCUAAGCCCUAUGGUGUAA
Molecule: messenger RNA, 471 nt
Organism: Trypanosoma brucei brucei TREU927
Lineage: Eukaryota; Euglenozoa; Kinetoplastea; Trypanosomatida; Trypanosomatidae
Exons: 1
Coding region: 1-471 (156 amino acids)
Source: RefSeq, a predicted model, not a curated record